Messenger RNA from Pyricularia pennisetigena, 1554 nucleotides. RefSeq lists its product as uncharacterized. The record is from RefSeq and is a predicted model, not a curated record. Bases 1 to 1554 code for a protein of 517 amino acids. The transcript has a single exon. NCBI's taxonomy places the organism in Eukaryota, Fungi, Ascomycota, Sordariomycetes, Magnaporthales, Pyriculariaceae.
AUGUCCAUCGGCGUCGGAGAGGUACUGACAGCCCUCGAGCUGGUCAAAAGUGCAAUCGACAUCUACAAGGAAAUCACAAAGGCGCCCGAGGAAAUCAAGCAGCUGAACAAGGAACUGGUCGAGCUCACAAAGCCGCUCGAGAGUCUGCUGUCUCACCUGCAGGCCCAAGCCGGAAGCAGGAGCGAUGCGGCCCUCCGGAGCGUGACGGACCGAGACCGGCAGGACCUGGCCGACGCCAUCCACGCGUCGCUGCGGGACUGCGGCGAGAUCAAGGGCAUCUUUGCCGACUUCGCGGCCAAGCGGCUGGGACAGAUCGGGGACGUGCCGCUCGUCACAAAGUUUGGCUUCGUCGCCAGCGCCUACUACAAGUUUGGCGACGGCGCCGACACGGUCAAGGCGCUCAUCCUCAGGAUCCGGGAGCGCCAGAUCGCCAUACACACGUACCUGCAGCUCAUCCAGGUCAAGCUGCUCGAAGAGGCUAACAAGAACAUCAAGAGCUUGGGCGACAAGAUCGACCAGCUGAGGAAGGAUGCCGAGAAGAAGAACGCUGCCGACAAGGCCAUGACCACUGACAUGAUCAAUCAGUUCAAAAAGCUCCUGGCCAAGGAGCUGGUCGAGGCCAAAAGGGCCGAAUCUGGAAAGGAAAGCAGCAGCCAACCAGCAUCAGAUGCCAACCAGAAGGACACCAUCAAAGUGGGCAGGCCACCAGUCAGAUCCAAAACACCUGAGCCGCUCGACAAGACCAAGCUUCUCCCGCCAGAGGACAACAAAAGCCACAAGCGAAGACUGAGCGCGCCGUCGGCACCGACCAAACCGCGAACACCAUCACCCAAGCCGACCGAUAGAACCUACUCGGUCUUGUUCGUCGACCCAAGCAACAUCGGCCGCAGCUUCGUGGCCCAGGGGAUCCUCCUACUCAUAGACGCGUGGCUGCGCCAGAGUGCCGGCAAGCAGUACACGAACCGCAUCAAAAAGGUGUCCUCGGCCGGCUUCUUUGUCAAGCGCGGCGGGGACUGCCUCGACGAGAUUGAAGGGCUCAGCUAUGCUCGCGAGUCGUACAGGUUCGACCUCACAGACGGCCACGGCGAAAAAAACACGGCCGCGCUGCGCGCGCUCUUUGACGAGACGACGGCAAGGACCCCGGGUGCAGAGUGGCGGCGCGGCGGAGGGGCGAGGGCAAAAUACGAAAAGUUGUUUGCGCAAAUGAGCCGGACGGGCAUCAAGCGGGCGCACUUCAAGGACUACGACUACCUCCUGUGCUUCACGAAUCGUGAGUACAGCAACCUGCACAGGCUGCGGUCCGCCAUUUUGGCCAAAGACGGAAGCGAUGCCUCGCCCAACGGCAAGGGGAAAAUCCUGCACCUUGGCAGGUUGCUUUCAAAAGACGAGAAAGGUCUUGCGCCGGAGAUAUUGGCGGUCCCUCCGAACGACAUGGGGGAUGAUGAGGCCGUUUGGAACGCCAAGAUUGAUGACAUUAAGAGAGCGAUUGACGGGUUUUUGCAAAAGAGGCUGCACGUUACGUACCCUGAGAAGCCUGGAGCGGCACAAGGCUAA